Carlito syrichta (Philippine tarsier) is the source of this 4395-nucleotide messenger RNA. RefSeq names its product WD repeat domain 6 (gene WDR6). Gene Ontology annotation, cellular component: cytoplasm. Lineage: Eukaryota; Metazoa; Chordata; Mammalia; Primates; Tarsiidae. Bases 371 to 3742 code for a protein of 1123 amino acids. Gene Ontology annotation, biological process: tRNA methylation. The transcript is spliced from 6 exons. Gene Ontology annotation, molecular function: protein binding. The record is from RefSeq and is a predicted model, not a curated record.
UUUAUUGUGUACAGACCCCAUACUGCCCCGUCAAAUAAAACCACAAGGCUUCGAGCCGCCCGGCCGACAAGCUCCGGGUCGGCGGGGAGGGAGACUAGACCAGGCAGAGCCCGCAGGCCACCAGGAGCGCUUUGCAGGCGUGACGUGAGGGGGGCGGGGCGAGGGCGGCUCCCUUCGCGGGCUCCGCCAAUCGUGAGCUGGACUGCGUGGGACGAAGGAUCGUCAUUGGACGUCCGCCACGGGCGGCCCUGGGCUCUGCUACCUGUAGCUAGGGGCGCAGCUGAUCGGCAGAGCGGCGCGCCGGGAAAGCUCGUUCUCGCGAGAGUUCUCCCUUCUUGGCGGUGGCUGCUGCAGCACCCUGAAGACCGACAUGGACGCUCUCGAGGACUACGUUUGGCCGCGGGCAACCUCAGAGCUCAUACUCCUCCCGGUCACGGGUCUGGAGUGCGUGGGGGAUCGGCUGUUGGCGGGUGAGGGACCUGAUGUCCUGGUGUACAGCUUGGACUUUGGUGGGCAUCUGCGGAUGAUGAAGCGAGUGCAGAACCUGCUCGGCCACUACCUUAUCCAUGGGUUCCGGCUGCGGCCAGAGCCUAAUGGAGACCUUGACUCAGAGGCCAUGGUGGCUGUGUUUGGAAGCAAGGGACUCCGAGUCGUGAAAGUGAGCUGGGGACAGGGCCACUUCCGGGAACUUUGGCGCUCUGGCCUGUGGAACAUGUCUGACUGGAUCUGGGAUGCACGCUGGCUCGAGGGGAAUAUGGCCUUAGCCCUGGGCCACAACUCAGUAAUGCUGUAUGACCCUGUGAUAGGAUGUGUCCUACAGGAGGUGCCCUGCACAGAUAGGUGCACUCUCUCCUCAGCCUGCCUGAUUGGAAACACCUGGAAGGAGCUGACCAUAGUGGCAGGUGCUGUUUCCAACCAGCUUCUGGUCUGGUACCCAGCAACAGCCUUAGUCGAUAGCAAACCUGUGGCACCUGACCGACGUGUCAGUGGGCAUGUGGGUGUCAUCUUUAGCAUGUCGUAUCUGGAAAGCAAGGGCUUGCUGGCUACAGCUUCAGAAGAUCGAAGUGUCCGUAUCUGGAAGGUGGGUGACCUGCGGGUACCUGGGGGUCGGGUACAGAAUAUUGGGCAUUGCUUUGGGCACAGCGCCCGCGUGUGGCAGGUCAAACUCCUAGAAGAGUACCUUAUCAGUGCUGGAGAAGAUUGUGUCUGCUUGGUGUGGAGCCAUGAAGGUGAGAUCCUCCAGGCUUUUAGGGGCCACCAGGGCCGUGGGAUCCGGUCCAUAGCUGCCCAUGAGAGGCAGGCCUGGGUGAUCACUGGGGGUGAUGACUCAGGCAUUCGGCUAUGGCACCUGGUAGGUCGUGGAUACCCAAGCUUGGGGGUCUCAGCUCUCUGCUUCAAGUCCCGUAGUAGGCCAGGUGCCCUCAAGGCUGUGACGCUGGCUGGCUCUUGGCGACUGCUGGUGGUGACUGAUACAGGGGUCCUGUACCUCUAUGACCUCGAGGUCAAGUGCUGGGAGCAACUGCUAGAGGAUAAGCACUUCCAGUCCUACUGCUUGCUGGAGGCAGCCCCUGGUCCUGAGGGCUUUGGACUGUGUGCCAUGGCCAAUGGAGAGGGUCGUGUCAAGGUCGUCCCCAUCAACACUCCAACUGCUGCUGUGGACCAGACCUUGUUCCCUGGGAAGGUGCACAGCUUGAGCUGGGCCCUGCGUGGCUAUGAGGAGCUCCUGUUGCUGGCAUCAGGCCCUGGUGGGGUAGUGGCUUGCCUGGAGAUCUCAGCUGCGCCCUCUGGCAAGGCCAUCUUUGUCAAGGAGCGUUGCCGGUACCUGUUGCCCCCAAGCAAGCAGAGAUGGCACACAUGCAGUGCCUUCCUACCCCCAGGUGACUUCCUGGUAUGUGGGGACCGCCGGGGCUCUGUGCUGCUGUUCCCCUCCAGACCAGGUCUGCUCAAGGACACUGGGGUGGGAGGUAAGGCUCGGGCUGGUGCUGAUGCUGGAACACUUGGAGCUGGUAGUGGCAGUGGUGGGGAUGAGAAUGCUUUGGCUGGAUUGAGCCCUGUGUCCACCCUGCAUUCUCUGCAUGGGAAGCAGGGUGUGACCUCAGUCACAUGUCAUGGUGGCUACGUGUACACCACAGGGCGUGAUGGCGCCUACUACCAGCUCUUUGUGCGAGGUGGCCAGCUCCAGCCAGUCCUAAGGCAGAAGUCUUGUCGAGGCAUGAACUGGCUGGCUGGGCUCCGCAUGAUGCCUGAUGGGAGCAUGGUCAUCCUAGGCUUCCAUGCCAAUGAGUUUGUGGUAUGGAGCCCUCGAUCACACGAGAAGCUGCACAUCAUCAACUGUGGUGGAGGGCACCGAUCCUGGGCCUUCUCUGAUACUGAGGCAGCUAUGGCCUUCGCCUAUCUCAAGGAUGGGGAUGUUAUGCUGUACCGGGCUCUUGGUGGCUGCACUCGACCACAUGUGAUUCUCCGGGAGGGUCUCCAUGGCCGUGAGAUCACUUGUGUAAAGCGUGUGGGCCCCAUCACCCUGGGGCCUGAAUUUGGAGUACCUAGCUUCGAGCAGCCUGAUGACCUGGAGCCUGGCAAUGAGGGGCCCGGCCUGACUGACAUUGUGAUCACAUGCAGUGAGGACACUACCGUCUGUGUCCUGGCACUCCCUACAACCACAGGCUCAGCCCACGCACUCACAGCCGUUUGUAAUCAUAUCUCCUCGGUGCGUGCUGUGGCUGUGUGGGGCAUUGGAACACCGGGUGACCCUCAGGAUCCUCAGCCCGGCUUGACUGCCCAUGUCGUGUCUGCGGGGGGACGGGCCGAGAUGCACUGCUUCAGCAUCAUGGUCACUCCAGACCCCAGUACCCCAAGCCACCUUGCCUGCCAUGUCAUGCACCUUUCAUCCCACCGGCUAGAUGAGUACUGGGACCGGCAGCGCAAUCGGCAUCGGAUGGUCAAGGUGGACCCAGAGACCAGGUACAUGUCCCUUGCUGUGUGUGAACUUGACCAACCUGGCAUUGGCCCCCUUGUGGCUGCAGCCUGUAGUGAUGGUGCAGUGAGGCUCUUUCUCUUGCAGGAUUCUGGGCGGCUUCUGCAGCUCCUUGCUGAAACCUUCCACCAUAAGCGGUGCGUCCUCAAGGUGCACUCCUUUACACAUGAGGCACCUAACCAGCGGCGGAGGCUGCUUCUGUGCAGUGCAGCUACUGAUGGCAACCUGGCCUUCUGGGAUCUCACCACUGUGCUAGACCGUGGCUCCACUGCCCUGGAGCCUCCAGUGGACCCAGGGCUUCCCUACCGACUGGGCACCCCCUCCCUAACUCUCCAGGCUCACAGCUGUGGUGUCAACAGCCUGCAUACUUUACCUACACGUGAGGGCCAUCAUCUCGUGGCCAGUGGCAGUGAAGAUGGCUCCCUCCAUGUCUUUGUGCUUGCUGUGGAGAUGCCAGAGCUAGAAGAUGCUGUGGGGGAGGGUGACCUGGUACCCCAGCUGCGUGUGCUAGAGGAAUACUCUAUCCCCUGUGCACAUGCUGCCCAUGUAACAGGCCUCAAGAUCCUAAGUCCAAGCCUCAUGGUCUCAGCCUCCAUUGACCAGCGGCUGACCUUUUGGCGUCUGGGGCAUGGUGAGCCCACCUUCAUGAACAGCACUGUGUACCAUGUGCCGGAUGUGGCUGACAUGGACUGCUGGUCUGUGAGCCCUGAGUUUGGCCACCGCUGUGCUCUUGGAGGUCAGGGGCUUGAGGUUUACAACUGGUAUGAUUGAGGUAUCCCGCGGUGGCCGGUGUGCUGGGCAUGGGGGCCUGCUCGCAGACAGAGUAGAACAGGGAUUGACUGUGCUCAUGCCCAGUAUGCCCUGAGGGGAGGAAGAGGCAGCCGCGGGUUCAGGAGCUGGAGGUAAGUAGAGUGCUGCCAGGAAUAUACCCCACUUUCCACAACAGGACAAAACUUUGUAACAAUAGCAUUUUAUUUUGGCUCCAGACUCUUGACGUGUGUGGGCUUUGGUUUUUUUCCCCAGUUGAUGACUUUGUGAACAUUCCCAGAUACUGGGGCCUCUGUGGCCUUAGAUGUGGCUCAGUGGAGGAAGACCCAGCAUAGCCAGGCCAGUGUGGAGCACCUCACGAAUGGCCCUCAGAAGCUGUAGGCGGGCAAACAUAUGACCAAAGAGGUGUGGUCGAGGCUCCUGGAGGAGAAAGGGCUGCUGGUCUUACCCUCUGCUGUCCUUACCUUUACUCUGCACCUCCUACCCCGUUUUGCUGUGUGCUUACCCCUAGGAUGUGUACCCGGUUGUAGUAUGAGCUGAAAUCCAUGCUAAGUUGUACCAGAAACUUGCACAUCUAGAGAUAGAGACCGAGUCACUGGCCUGUCUUCUUUGCUGUCAUUCCCCAUCCCAGAAUAAAGAUUAGAGUGUGGAAUGUC